Molecule: messenger RNA, 823 nt
Organism: Aphidius gifuensis
Lineage: Eukaryota; Metazoa; Arthropoda; Insecta; Hymenoptera; Braconidae
Exons: 7
Coding region: 110-670 (186 amino acids)
Source: RefSeq, a predicted model, not a curated record
GAUACCAUCACUUCUAUUAUCAACCUGUACAACUCCGGAAUUCUUGCACUCUGUGCUACUUGGUACAAGUUUCUUACAUAGAGCAUGUCUGAUAAGGAACUUCCGCCGAAUGAUCAUAAACAGUUUAUCAGAUGAGUUGAUCAACAGUCUGAUUAAGGAAUCAUUGGUAGAGCUACCACUCUGUCCUCAUCAAGUGAAAAAAAAGGAGGCUCAGGAUGAGCCGAUGGAUGAGCUGGAGAAUUUUUUCCCUGAAGCCGGUUAUUCAAACCCCGCAGUCGUUGAUGAGGAUGAGCAGGAGAAUGGAGAGGUAACCUGCUACAACCCAGAAGCCAUCAACCCAAGGCUUCCUUUUAUGAUGGCACCUCCACUUUAUGUGAAAAAAAAGGAGCCCCAGGAUGAGCAGGAGAAUGGAGAGGUAACCUGCUAUAACCAAGAAGCCAUCAACCCAAGGCUUCUUUUUAUAGAGGCACCUCCACUUUAUGUAAAAAAAGAGGAGCCUGAUGAACCUACGGCUGAGUUUAUGGAUAAACAAGAGUUUGACAAUUUGCCAAACCCUAUCGCUCUUAAUGAGAAUGAUGAUGAUACUAUCAUUGUAGAUCCGGAAGAGCUGAUAAGAAAGUCAGAGGAUGCUGACUUCUAUAAUUGCUGGCACGUGGUAAUAAUAAUGUGACAUAUUGGAGAUGCAAGAAUAAAUCGCGUUGUUCCGCGCGUGCAACGACAAUCAGUGAGGGGGGGAUAAUCAAUAUUACUAAAGGUGCCAAAGCAGGUAAUCACAAAGAUGCACCCAACUGGAAAGAGGUUGAUGCCCUAAAAAUAAUUGCCG